AAAGAAAGAGUAUGAUCAAUAGCAUGUACAGUACCGGCCAGGAUGAUGACAGGGACAAGCUCACAUGAGCCCAACCAGAUAAUACAUGGGUCCUACUUAUACUUUCUCUCUCCCGGCCAGUCUCCCUUGUUCUUCUCACUCUGUUAAAGAGAAAAGAUAGAAAGGAAAGAAUUUAUCCAGCGAAAGAAAUCGCCCAACUUGAGAAGCUUCCAGCAGGGAGGAACCCUGAUCCAGCAAGAGAAGCUCAAUUGGCUAGUACAAAACAUGGAUUUGAGGCCACCCAGAGAAGACUUGUCUUGUGAAGAACAUGAGCACAUGGUGAGAGGUAAGCUCCCUUUCUCCUCCUACUCCUCCUCCCCCUCCUACGAAGCUGCUUCCGAUCAUGUCAAUAAGCUUCACGAGCUCAUGGACAUGUCCCCAAGAAACCAGGACGAUGAUGUCAGACGCGGGGACUCCCAGGACGAUGGCCUUGGAUCCGGGAGCACUAUUACCGGGCGAGGCAACAACAUCAUGGAGAAAGAGCAUAUGUUUGAUAAGGUUGUAACUCCCAGCGAUGUGGGCAAACUCAAUCGCCUGGUAAUCCCUAAGCAGCACGCCGAGAAGUACUUCCCGCUCGACUCUACAACCAACGAGAAAGGCCUCCUUCUCAACUUCGAGGAUCGCAACGGGAAGCCCUGGCGGUUCCGCUACUCUUACUGGAACAGCAGCCAGAGCUACGUCAUGACCAAAGGCUGGAGCCGCUUCGUGAAGGAGAAGAAGCUCGAUGCAGGGGACAUCGUGUCCUUUCAGCGCGGUGUUGGUGAGCAAGGCAGAGAUCGUCUCUUCAUUGACUGGAGGCGCCGCCCUGACGCGCCUGACCCGAUGGCAUCUGUUCCCAAUCUGCCGAGCCACUACUUUUCAUUCCACCGCUCUAUCCCCUCUGCCUGGAGUACUAGCAGUCCUAAUUUGCUAAUGCGACCGAGGGACCACUUGCACCUGUCGUCGCAGCAGAUGAUGAAUGUGAACAGCAGCAAUAAUGUCAAUUUUCAACAUCCUUACCGGCACAGCUACGGCAAUGGCGCUUACUGUAAUUAUAUGGUAAACCCAUCACUGAUUUACAUGAGAUCGGCCGCAGCUGCAGUAUCCCCACAGCACCACCACCACCACCACGGCCAUCAUGAUCAACCACAUGAACAUCUAGGGCUGGUGCGGAAUAUUAGUGCGGUUGACCCACCCUUGGUGUUCGAGUCUGUGCCGGUCGUUCAAGGAAAAGUGGCAGCCAAGCGACUGAGGCUAUUUGGGGUAAACAUGGACUGCCCAAUAUCGGAGUCGGAUGCAUGCGACGUGAUAUUGUCCUCCACCACAAUAGGAGGUCCCCAUGCUACCAUGACAUUGCAGCCUUCCCAACUUUCGUCUUCGUCUCAAUCUGUUCUCCCAUUCAGGCCAUACAAUGGUACGCCACUACCAACCGUGCCCACGAACUUGCUCGAUAAAGGGAAGGCUUCAAUGUCCUUAGAUUUCGAUAUCUAGAGACACCACCAAAUUCAUCAAGAGGUCUUAAACCGAGUACUACACAUGAAGAGAAUACCAGGACACAUGCAGCCGAAUCACUUUCAAGUUCGUUUAAUUGGAUUUGAUUAUUUUGUCCCUCAAUGCUCAUGAUCAAGACCUACAAAAUGCACAACGGGUUCGACAAUGUUUGAUUUUGAUUCAGUUUCGUACAGAAGGCGGGUUUUGAUCGAGGAGUAAUGAUCAGUACGUUCAUGAAGAAUUAGCUAGCCAGCAUAAGCAAAUUAUUAAUUAGAGGCCAUUGGAGAUCGAUAGAUCGAAGCUAGCCACUAUAUAUUAUCCAUGAUCAAUUAAUGUCUUCUUUUUAUUAACUUCAUGUAAAAAUAUUUAUGACACAUGAUAAUUUUCAUGAUAUAUAGAUAAAUAUUAUAUAUU
Molecule: messenger RNA, 1923 nt
Organism: Juglans microcarpa x Juglans regia
Lineage: Eukaryota; Viridiplantae; Streptophyta; Magnoliopsida; Fagales; Juglandaceae
Product: B3 domain-containing protein Os03g0120900
Exons: 2
Coding region: 265-1509 (414 amino acids)
Molecular function (GO): DNA-binding transcription factor activity; DNA binding
Source: RefSeq, a predicted model, not a curated record